CCUCUAUUUAUAUAGACAAGAGAAAAAAACAGGGGAGAGAAAAUACAAAAAAAGAAAAACUCUCUCCCUCUCACUCACUCAUUCUCUCUCUAGAAAUGGCUUCCACUGCAGCCGUCAAUGGCCGUGCCAAAACUGUUCCGAAUGAGAAAAACAACCCAUUUCCCAAUCCAAUCCGAUCAUCCCCUCGCCGUACUCCAUCCUCUUCUUCCUUCUCCUCCAAUUCCUCAUCGGGAUCAUUGUCCUUCUUCAAUGACACCCUGUUUAGUCCCAACACUCCUCUCCGGUCCUCCGGUAUCCCAUUUUCUUGGGAACAAUUACCGGGAAUUCCCAAGAAACAAACACCCGAGAACAAGGACCCUUCGAAAAGUCUCCUUCCAUUGCCCCCCGCGGGGACUUCGAUUUAUUCCAAAAAAUUAAACCCGGUUGAAAUUCCCCUGCCCCGGAAAAAGUACUACAGUAGCAAGAACUCUAGGAGGGACCCAUUUUUCGCGGCAUUGCUCGAGUGUUCCAAGGAUGAUCAAGACGCAAUCGACCAUUUUUGGAAAGGCUCCAAGGCCACCAAGAGUUUGAGUGACCGGUUCGGGUUCGUGGGUGUGUACGCUUCUUGCAAGAGAACUUGUGCGGUCUCGGAGUCAAUUAUUUAUCUUCCAAGGUAUAAGAGACAGGACGAAUUCAUUCGUCGAUGAUCAGCCGGUGCAAAUUCCGGUGAUCGGACGGUCCUGCCGGUGCCAAUAGAUUAAUCAGUGUUUCAAUUUGAUGUUUCUUUGUUUUUUUUUUUUCUCAACUCUUGUUUGGAUGUUCUCCGAGGACAAGUCAAAUAUGUGCCAUAAUCUUAUAGUUUAAUUUCUUGUAUUAAUUAUUUACUAGGAACCAGUGUCAAUGUGCUUUGUUUAGUUUAUGAAUUGUACUAUUUUGUUUGAUUUGUA
Messenger RNA from Cornus florida, 926 nucleotides. RefSeq lists its product as uncharacterized. The record is from RefSeq and is a predicted model, not a curated record. The transcript has a single exon. Bases 96 to 686 code for a protein of 196 amino acids. NCBI's taxonomy places the organism in Eukaryota, Viridiplantae, Streptophyta, Magnoliopsida, Cornales, Cornaceae.